Molecule: messenger RNA, 1923 nt
Organism: Closterium sp. Naga37s-1
Lineage: Eukaryota; Viridiplantae; Streptophyta; Zygnematophyceae; Desmidiales; Closteriaceae
Source: the annotation of a GenBank genome assembly
AUGGUAGGAAACAAGGGCAGGGGUGCGGGAAAUCAAGGGCAGGGAGGGGAGAAGCAAUGGGUGAGGGGAAAACAAGGGAGGGGCAGAGGGGGGGCAGGGAGGGAAGAAACGUGGGGCAGGGAGGGGAGAAGCCAAAGACAGGGGCAUGGGCAGGCGGGGGCAGGGAGGGAGCAAAGGAGAGGCACGGAGAAAGAAAGGGAGGCGCGGGGAGGGGAGAAACCGGGCGUGGGGGGGCGGAAAAUGAGGGGCAGGGCGGGGAGGAGGGAGGGGCAGGGAGGGGAGAAGCUGAGCACACGGAGGGGGGAAAGGUGGGGCAGGGAGGUAGGAAGCCAAGGGCAAGGGGGGGAGAGUGGGGGAGCAGGGAGAGGGGGGAGGUGGGGAGCGGAGAAAGGCGGCGAGGGGCAGGGAGGGGAGAAACCAAGCAUAGGGGGGCGAGAUACGAGGGGCAGGGUGCGGAUUGAGGAGGGGCAGGGAGUGGAGUGGGUCGGCGAGGGGAAGGAAGAGGCGUGCAGCAGAGGAGGGGAGGGGGGAGGAGAAGGUAAACGAGGGGAGCGCACGGGCGGGGAGGAGCGAAUGGCGGGCGGUGGGAAACGGCGAGGGGGGCAGGGAGGGUCAAAAGAGGCGGCAAGGGAGCGGGCACGCGGAGGGUGGGGGCGGGGGGGAGCGGAUGGCAUGAGGAGGCAGGGGGCUUGCCCGUGCGAAGAAACGCCCCGUGCGCACCACCGUUGGGCGGUUGGAAGCCGCACACGGUCGCGGGGGUGGAGAGCGGAAACGGGCAGCCGGGGGAGGGUGGGGGCGGUUGGAUGGGACUGGGGUGUACGGGGGGCAGGGGAGUUGAGGGGGCAAGGGGAGGGGCAGCAACGGGCAGGGGCUGGGCCAGCUGAGGGCACGGAAAAGGGGCGGGCAGAGGGUGAGCAGAGGGGCGAGCGAUGCAAGGGAGGCACCAUAGGGGGGAAACCAGUUGCACGGAGGUGGGAGGUGAGGGGCGUGCGAGGGGGUGGGAAAGGGGCAGGGAGGGGCGGAAUGGGAGGACGUGGGUGGGGGGUGGGGGAGGGGAGUGUGCGUGUGUGUGUGAGAAAGAGAGAGAGAGAGAGAGAGAGAGAGAGAGAGAGGGAAGGGAGGGGGGGAGAGAAGGGUGGGAGGGGGGCUGGUGGUGCGGAUGGGCUGAUGGUGGCAAGAGGGCAGCAGGGAUGGGGAGAAGGGAGCGAUAACGAGGGGAACGCAAAGGGCAGGGGGGGAGGAGGGGAGGGGCAGGGAGGGAAGAGGCUGAACGGAGGGGAGAAGCAAUGGGUGAGGGGAAAACAAGGGAGGGGCAGAGGGGGGGCAGGGAGGGAAGAAACGUGGGGCAGGGAGGGGAGAAGCCAAAGACAGGGGCAUGGGCAGGCGGGGGCAGGGAGGGAGCAAAGGAGAGGCACGGAGAAAGAAAGGGAGGCGCGGGGAGGGGAGAAACCGGGCGUGGGGGGGCGGAAAAUGAGGGGCAGGGCGGGGAGGAGGGAGGGGCAGGGAGGGGAGAAGCUGAGCACACGGAGGGGGGAAAGGUGGGGCAGGGAGGUAGGAAGCCAAGGGCAAGGGGGGGAGAGUGGGGGAGCAGGGAGAGGGGGGAGGUGGGGAGCGGAGAAAGGCGGCGAGGGGCAGGGAGGGGAGAAACCAAGCAUAGGGGGGCGAGAUACGAGGGGCAGGGUGCGGAUUGAGGAGGGGCAGGGAGUGGAGUGGGUCGGCGAGGGGAAGGAAGAGGCGUGCAGCAGAGGAGGGGAGGGGGGAGGAGAAGGUAAACGAGGGGAGCGCACGGGCGGGGAGGAGCGAAUGGCGGGCGGUGGGAAACGGCGAGGGGGGCAGGGAGGGUCAAAAGAGGCGGCAAGGGAGCGGGCACGCGGAGGGUGGGGGCGGGGGGGAGCGGAUGGCAUGAGGAGGCAGGGGGUGUGA